Molecule: messenger RNA, 783 nt
Organism: Protopolystoma xenopodis
Lineage: Eukaryota; Metazoa; Platyhelminthes; Monogenea; Polystomatidea; Polystomatidae
Source: the annotation of a GenBank genome assembly
AUGAUAAUAUCCAGAGUCGGACCGUGCACCUGGAGAAUUCCCAAACGUUGCGCCGGCAUCGAAGUCGGUAUCUUCAAUGACAUAACUUCUCUAAGCCUUGGCCCUCCCGCUGAUGCCAAUGACCCUCUAGGCCAUGAAAGCAUGGGUUGGCGUGAAGGACAUCAUAGAAGCGACUUUUUCGGUCCAAUGCACAAAUAUCAUAAUCAUAGACAACCGUUUCAUGGUCACUUUGGACGCCCUGGGCAUAUCCACAAUCCAUCCAACGAAUGGCCUCCUUCUCGAACGCAUAUCGGUGGAAAUAUGCCUAUGAACCCAUUCUCUUCGUUCUCUUUAUCCUCUCUGUCCUCUGGUUCUUCAGUACCAUCUUCAUCGUCACCAUCAUCGUCAAGCUCAUCGCCUUUUUCUUCCUUUUCUUCUUCAUCGCCGGCAUUUUCCGCUUUGAUCCGGGGCCAAGAAGUCUGGCCUAAUGUUCCAAUCGGUCAUCCAUUACAUUUAAAUGACGAUGUUGUGACGGAAUUCGACGAUCAGGAAAGAGGAGGAGGUUCAAUUGGACUUCGUUUAUCUGGUAUGGCUGAAAUGUCCGCUCACCCUGAUGGUCCUGGUUUACUUGGCAUGCCAGGCGGGCCUGGAGGACCUGGUGGACCGGGUGGUCAGGGAGGACCAGGCAGUCAAGGAGGACCUGGCGGACCAGGAGGACCAGGCGGACCUGGCGGACUUGGAGGACCCGGCAUAUUUGGUGGAUUUGGAGAACUUGGAUCCGGAGAGCCGAGCGGACCGAUAGGA